Molecule: messenger RNA, 1278 nt
Organism: Neomonachus schauinslandi (Hawaiian monk seal)
Lineage: Eukaryota; Metazoa; Chordata; Mammalia; Carnivora; Phocidae
Gene: ERG28
Product: ergosterol biosynthesis 28 homolog
Exons: 5
Coding region: 169-669 (166 amino acids)
Cellular component (GO): endoplasmic reticulum; membrane
Molecular function (GO): protein-macromolecule adaptor activity
Source: RefSeq, a predicted model, not a curated record
GAGAAGACCCAAUCCUGGAGCCGGGCUGUGGGCGGGGGUGAGGACAAAUGGCUCAGGUGGACUACUCGCUGCAUCUGCUUUGGGGCUUUGCUGCUGCUGCUGCCGCUGCCGCUGCUGUGCUGGGGGUCCGGUCGCCAGGCAAAAACCAUCUCAGGUUGGAGGGAAGUCAUGAGCCGUUUCUUGAACGUGUUACGAAGCUGGCUGGUUAUGGUGUCCAUCAUAGCCAUAGGGAACACACUGCAGAGCUUCCGAGACCACACCUUUCUCUAUGAAAAGCUCUACACAGGCAAGCCGGAUCUCGUGAAUGGCCUCCAAGCUCGGACUUUUGGGAUCUGGACGCUGCUGUCGUCCGUGAUUCGCUGCCUCUGUGCCAUCGACAUCCACAACAAGACGUAUGCUGUACCACAUCACACUCUGGACCUUCCUCCUCGCCCUGGGGCACUUCCUUUCCGAGUUGUUUGUCUUUGGGACUGCAGCUCCCACGAUUGGCGUCCUGGCCCCCCUGAUGGUGGCAAGUUUCUCAAUCCUGGGUAUGCUAGCUGGGCUCCGGUACCUAGAAGCAGAACCAGUAUCCAGACAGAAGAAGAGAAACUGAAGCUGGCAUUACCACCUCCGAGACUUCGUCUUCCACCUUUGCCGUCCCCUUCCUUCAUCCUCCCUCCUCUUUAAUUUCUUCUUUUCUGUACCAUCCUGAGCCCCCUUACCACUGCUAGCCUUUUAGGUUUGGGGUUUUUCUUACAUUUAAAAAUUUUUAAGAUAUAACCUUCAUACAGAAAAGUAUAUAAAAUGUGUACGUACAAUUGAAAGAAUCAUUUUAAAUGACUGAAUAUUCUGUACCUUCACCCAGAUCAAGAAAUUUCCAGCACCUCAGAAACCCAUUGUGUGCCCUUCCCCCACCUACAGCCUCUUCCAGGAUCCCUUUUCCAGCCUUCUGCUUUUUCCCUUUUAUUUUUUAUCCCUUCCCCUGACUUGUGUGGUGGGAACACGUGAACUAUGAAACUUACAGCUGCUAUGUCACCCAGAGCAGCUGCCCCCAAGGGCUGCUUCAGGAGGCUGCCCUCCCAGGUUGGGCUCCUCUCUGCUGCUGGACCCAAGACUCUGAACCAUCCGGUGAACAGGCAGUCCUUCUAAGAAGGGCUCCCCUGUGAGUUAGCAUGGCUCAUAUACUUGUGUCUACAAGUGGAUCAAGGUUGGAAGAGUCUGGGCUGUUUUUAGACCUUCUGGUCAGCUGUAUUUGUGUAACGAAUUUUGUAAUAAAUAGAAAAACCCUCUGCUUGG